AAACCAGGUGUCGCUUAGCCAACUAGUUCGAUCGAACAGCAUAAACUUUCGUUGCGGCUCUUUCUUUCUCUGGAUCAAUCGGUGCGAUCAUGUCGUCAGGCGAGCGGAUUGGAGAUCUCAACUCCUCCGAGGAGCUGUCCGAGGUUGGAACGCCCCUAGACGCCGCGCAGCAGGCCCUCAAAGAGAAAUAUGAGCAGGCAGAGAAAGCGAAAUCCGGCAGCGCAGGUGACGAUGAGGGCGAGGGACGGAGCGGCCUGGACGACGCCAAGGCUAUGCUCAAGGACGAAUUCGAGGGCGCCAAGAAGGGGCUUUCGGGCAAGCACCAUGCCUCGCAGCCAAACGAGGUAGCCCGGGAGCACGACGAGGCGGCUGGGGGGCUCGUCCGAUCCGCGCAGGAGAAGCUCGGGAGUGACGAGCAGCGCGCCCCGGAUGAAUCGCUGGGACAGAUUGAUCAGGCCAAGCGCCAGAUUGCGCGCUAGAAGGCAAGGAAUGUCCAAAACGCACAAAGAAUAUUCUGGGGAAAAAGAAUCAAUGAAGAGCUUACGAAUAUUCCUGGUA
This is a messenger RNA of Selaginella moellendorffii, 558 nucleotides long. Its product is annotated as 28 kDa heat- and acid-stable phosphoprotein. NCBI's taxonomy places the organism in Eukaryota, Viridiplantae, Streptophyta, Lycopodiopsida, Selaginellales, Selaginellaceae. The coding region runs from base 90 to 479 and encodes 129 amino acids. The record is from RefSeq and is a predicted model, not a curated record. The transcript is spliced from 3 exons.